AUGGAAGGAUCAAAUUAUUUGAGGGCUGCACAGGAAAAUGAAUCCAAAGCUAACAAAAAAGCCAAAGGCUCUUUCUUUAAGAACCUCUUUGGAAGUAAGGGAGAUAGACUCGAUGAAGCCAGAGACCUUUACGAGAAAGCAGCUAAUUCUUACAAACUUGCCCAGGAAUGGCAGAAGGCAGGUGAAAUGUACAAGAAAUGUGCUGACUGUGAACGUGAAACUGAUGGAAUCCCAGCACAAUACAUCCUUGACUCAGUUAGCUGUUAUAAAAAGGUAAACAAUGCUGAAUAUCUCACUAUGGCUGAAGAUGCAAUCGCAAUGCUCGCUGAAGAGGGAAGGAUUAACCAAGCUGCCAGAUUAAGAAAAGAAGUUGCUGAGAAUUAUGAACAACAAUACGAGUAUGAACAAGCAGUGAUUGAAUAUGAUAAAGCUGCUCAGCUAUAUGAAAUGGAAGACAGUGUCUCCUUUGCAAACCAGUGAUAUGUAAAAGAAGCAGAUUUAAUGAUCAUGCUUAAGGAAGUCAAUUUUGAAAAAGCCAUUCAGACUUACAACAAAGUUAUCAACGAAUAUAUGAAGAAAGAUAUUCUCAAAUCAAGUGCAAAAGGUUUAGUCAUGAAAGAAUGACUUUGCUAUAUGGCUAAUGAUGAUCUUGUCGGAGCCAGGAACAGAUACCAAAACUUUAGUUUUGAAGAUGUAGCCUUUGCGAAUAGCAGAGAAGGCGAACUACUCUCCAACCUGUUCACUGCUAAGGAGAUGAACGAUGUAGACUCCUUUCAAAAGACUCUUCAUGAGUACAAUAGGAUCACUCCUCUCAAGAAAGAGGAGACUCAGAUCCUUGUACAUGUUAAAGACACCUUCGGAGGACUUGGUGAUGGGCUCAAUCUGGCAGGAAAUGACGAUGCUGAGGAAAAAGAACCCGACUUUACAUAA
Molecule: messenger RNA, 930 nt
Organism: Moneuplotes crassus
Lineage: Eukaryota; Ciliophora; Spirotrichea; Euplotida; Euplotidae
Source: the annotation of a GenBank genome assembly